AUGUCUCGACCAGACAUUGGCGACAUCUACAGAGAAUCUCUAAAAGCACAUAAAGAAUAUGAGGCUUGUUUAACUACUACUAUAUAUGGUGAUACAUAUUUGGACCCGGAAAAAUGUAAAGCCAGAGGGCCUUUGAGGAGGAGGAAGAAAGGGUCGAUUUGUCUUUGGAGUAGAUUGAGAGAACGACAAAAGAAAAAGGAUUUCGCGCUGGAUUCCAGGAAUGGCUUGACAAAUCCGCAAGAAUUUGUAAACAAAGAUCCGAAAUCUCUGUCUUACUUUAACGACUUGGACCAUUCUCCAAAGAAAGGAAAUGAGAGUGAUAAAAAGUUAUCCAAAAAGAAAAUUCGUUCUUUACUGAACAAAGCUUCGCACCUUGUUGACUGUAAAAUCAGACUCGAUGAUGGAAUCAAUAUUAAGAUUGUUAAAGUUAUGAGCGCGAAGAUGGACAAAGACAGUGUUUUUUUAGAGAUGAAAGAAAAAGUGGAAGAUAAAUUAAAAUACUACGAAAUUAUGUAUCAGCAAGAUAUG
Molecule: messenger RNA, 528 nt
Organism: Funneliformis mosseae
Lineage: Eukaryota; Fungi; Glomeromycota; Glomeromycetes; Glomerales; Glomeraceae
Source: the annotation of a GenBank genome assembly